Molecule: messenger RNA, 3225 nt
Organism: Lactuca saligna
Lineage: Eukaryota; Viridiplantae; Streptophyta; Magnoliopsida; Asterales; Asteraceae
Source: the annotation of a GenBank genome assembly
AUUCUUGUAAACCAGUUUCGAAAUUUUGUUUUUGAUGGUUUUAAAUUUAGGUUAAUUACACAAACAGACAUGAAUAAAAUAAAUCAUAUAUAUGAACACAAAUCCGUUUAACACAUUAACACAAACACAAAUCAAUGAGUAAACUUGAUAUUUUGAAAAACCAUAGAGACCAUUUAUGUAGACUUGUCAUAAAUCUAACUAUGACAAUUUCAUCCAUAAUUUAAAUAUCGUUAAUUUUUAUGUGAAAUCUAAUUAUGUUCAUAACAUAUGCUAGACACACAUCAUAUAUGUAUUUUUCUUCAACCAAACCAUACACAGUUAUCUACCACCAAAUGAAAGAAAACAACUACUACUACACAUGUAAAAUAUAAACACAUCUAGAAUAUAAACAUAAAAUAAGAACCUUUAAAUAAUAGACAAUGGUAUGUUACUUGUAUACUCGAUACUCUUAAUAUUCAAAAGUGUUUAAAAGAUAAAAAACUUCAACUUUCUGAAUUCCAAAUCAAACUUAGUUGACAUAACAUGCCAUUUUUUUUUAAAAAUUAUAGUUAAAGAUGACAAUAUGUUGGAGUUUUGGUUUUAAUUUUGAGACCAAUGUUGAUAAUGCAACAAGCAAAAAUUUAAAUAAAACCUCUUUAAAACACAUGGUCAUGGAAUGUAGGGAAAUGAAUACAAAUGCUAACAUGAGUUUCCCCACCAUUUGUGCACAAUGUCUUUAGAUAGGGAAUAAGAUAUGAAACUUGACAUGAUAUCGAUUUUAGGAUUCUUUUUUUUUUACCACUAAGUUGCAAUGAAUUCAAAAUAAGGAAUAUGAUAUCAAUUUUUGACAUGAUAUUUACUUUAUGGAUUGCUUUUGUUUACACCCUCUUUACACCAAUUAAUGAAGGUAUCGAUGUCGAUAUAUGUCUCUACUUAUCUCAUCCGAAUGAGAUUCCAAGGAUUACCAUCAAUUCUUUUCCGUUGAGAUAAACAUAGAAGACAUAAUAAAUACAUAAGGCUAAGGGGUGUACCCUUUUAACACCUCUCAUUUUUUUUCCUUAUUAUCUCAUCACCAUGUCAUUUUACACUCACUCCCUCUCUAUGAUAGAAAAUGAUCACCUUUCACUCUCCUCAAUAUACACAACAACGUAUAUUGUAUUGUACAAUAAUAUGAAGCGUGAAACAAAAGAAAGAAACGCAGUGUAUUAGUCUUGCGCCAGAAUCCUCGCCACACCACCACCGUGACACCUCACCUCACCAUAGGUGCGGUGCCGACACACCCUCUCGCCUAAUAUUUAUGAGUUUGGUUGAUAGAAUUUCGUUAAUUUUGACAGUUGAGGGACCAAAUGAUUAACCUAGUUGGCUUUUUAAGACUUUGAUUACAAUAGUUGAAAUGUUUGGACUGAACUUAACUAGCAUAGAAUUCUAUUGGGUUUGUAAUUUACUUAUUGAUUAAAAUAAUGAAAUGAACAAAACACCGAUAUUCUAUACAAUGAUACCUUCGGACCACCGUAUGUGGCGGCAUUCAGCCAUUAGUCCACUCACGAACUAAUUGCGCGUCGGCUCCGUGGCCGCAUAAUCACCCUCUAAGCACCGCGUCCGCCACCAUAAAUGAAGGUUAUAGACGCAUAGAAGCUGUCAUCAAUUAUGAACGAACGGACUUGGCCUCACCGAUCAGAAACCUCUCAUUUCUCAACCCUACAAUUCCCUAUCAAAAAUUCGGCUCGAAAACAUGAAAAUUCUACUUCAAAAUCAAUUAGUGUCCGGCAGUUCCGACCAUCAUCAUCGUCGCGGCGUUCUGAUCAUUUCCGUGACUUCGCAGCGCUACCAAACGAUGUGUUAACUAAAAUUGCGGCGAAUUUUAGCCUCCCGAAUUUACAGGCAGCAUCGUUGGUUUGCAAAUCAUGGAGGGACGGACUCCGACCGUUGCGGGAGGCGAUGUUGUUUCUCCGUUGGGGGAAACGAUUCAAGCAUGGCCGUGGCGGUGUGCAGCCGAACAUCGAGAAAGCGUUGGAUUCGUUUCUGAAAGGGGCGGCGCGUGGAUCUACUCUCGCUAUGGUGGAUGCAGGAUUGGUUUUAUGGGAGAUGGGGAAGAAAGAAGAAGGUGUGGCGUUGUACAGGAAAGCAGCCGAGCUUGGUGACGCUGCUGGGCAGUGCAAUUUGGGGAUUUCUUAUCUUCAAGCUGAACCACCUAACAUGAAGGAGGCUGUGAAAUGGCUAUACCAAGCUUCUCUUGCUGGCUAUGUUCGAGGUCAAUACCAACUCGCCCUUUGCUUGCAUCGGGGUAGUGGAAUGAAUCAGAAUCUUCCAGAAGCGGCGAAGUGGUAUUUAAGAGCUGCAGAGGGUGGAUAUGUGAGGGCAAUGUAUAAUGUAUCAUUGUGUUACUCAUUGGGAACAGGGUUCUCACAAAACCAUAGACAUUCUAGAAAGUGGAUGAAGCGAGCUGCUGAUCAUGGACAUAGGAAAGCUCAGUUUGAACAUGGACUCUCUCUGUUUUCGGAAGGGCAGAUGAUGAAGGCAGUGGUGUACUUGGAGCUGGCGGCACGUGGUGGUGAGACGGCGGCAGCUCAUGUGAAGAAUGUGAUACUUCAACAGCUUCCACCACCUUCUCGAGAGCGUGCACUUAGUCUUGCUGACAAUUGGCGGCCUCUUCCAUCAUCCCGAUAAACACCACCAUCACCACUACCUUCGUCUGUUCAUUGUAUGUGUGCUUGGGGACCAACUUUGUUGUGGAAAAAAAAAAUCAAAAUCCAUACGUUUUCUCGUGAAAUACAUCUUUGUGUUCUUGAACCAAAUAAAAAUUAUAAGUUUCUAGGGAUAACCUAAAUGAUGUUUGAUAUAACAUUGUAGAUGUUUGAAACCAUUCGAUUUUUUUUUUAAAUGCAUCUAGUCGUAGGGUUUACAAAAGGGAUAAUGACUUAAAAAGGUAAUAUAUUUUUCGAUUUGUAAACAUUUGGUCACUGAGUUUUUUUUCGUUCACAUUUACCCAUUCAACUUAUUAAACUGUACACAUUCAGUCCUUAUGAUUGGUUUAUCCAAGUUAAUCGGGAAAAAUGAUUUAAUAGGGUAAUAUAUUUUUCAUUUUGUACACAUUUAGUCCUUAAUAUAUUUUUUCUGUUUCAAAAUAAGUCAUUUUUGUUUUUGUACUAAUUUAGUACUUAUGAAUGAUUUCUUUAGGUUUUUCUCACGACAUCUUACGUGAGACAAUCAUUUGAUGAAGUGUGUGGGGCUGUUGAUGUUUAUAUG